Messenger RNA from Naegleria gruberi, 1806 nucleotides. RefSeq lists its product as uncharacterized. Gene Ontology annotation, biological process: 7-methylguanosine cap hypermethylation; 7-methylguanosine RNA capping. Gene Ontology annotation, cellular component: nucleus. The coding region runs from base 1 to 1806 and encodes 601 amino acids. The record is from RefSeq and is a predicted model, not a curated record. Gene Ontology annotation, molecular function: RNA cap trimethylguanosine synthase activity. Lineage: Eukaryota; Heterolobosea; Eutetramitea; Acrasida; Naegleriidae. The transcript has 2 exons.
AUGUUGACACCCUCUGGUGCCGAUCUCACCACCACUCAUCUAUUAAAGACUACCACUUCAUCAUCCCAGAAUAAUAAUAAUCAACAAGGAAGUAAAUUAUUAAUGAUGAAUAAUAUUAGCAACAACAAUAAUACAACGACCAAUCUAUCACCUAGAUUAUAUCAAGGAUCAAUGAAUAAUAAUAAUUCAAUGAUGAUGAUGAUGGCUCCUCCUCCUCCGAAUAAUAAUAAUAACAUGUGGUGGAAUCAUCAACCGCCUCCACCUCCACAACAACAACAAUUUAAUAAUUCUAAUUUAAUGAUGAUGUUUAAUAAUUUUGGAAAUGUUAAUAAUAAUGGAGGUGAAUUGGCUCAUCAUGGUGAUGUAGCAAUUAAUACCUCUAAUCAACAACCACAACAACAACAACAGGAAAAUCAAUUUUAUCAUCAUCAAUGGAUGAUGAAUAAUCCAUCAUCGGGUAUGUGGCCUCCUCAUGGCAUGAUGAUGGGCUAUCCACCAAUGAUGGGCAUGUGUUCUGUUGAUGAUAUUGAAAAGAGCUUUUUCAACGAGCCAACCGAACAAUCGAAUACCAUGGUGAAUACUACUGCUAGUGUAGAACAACCACAACAAUCACACUUCCUCUCCCAACUUUUCCCACAAAAUUCCAUGUUAAAUAAUGAUAUCAAUACCACCACUUCCACUCCUGUUCAUGUAAAUUAUCCUAAUCAAUCAUCAACAGUACAAAAUGAUAAUAAUCCAUUGACAAGCAUUCUUGUAAAUACUAACACUAGAAAAAAACAGGAAGAAUCAAUUGAAUCACCAACUCUCACUACUGCCUCUUCUGCCACUCUAAUGAAUGAAAUUAAGAAUUUACAAAUACAGUUAAAGGCAGCACUCAAAGUCCUUGAAUUGGAAAAACAAAAAUUAUCCACAAUGAGUUCAAAGGAUACUCACUACAUUGUUGCAAAUCAAACUUUGGAGGAAACUAUUAGACACGUGAAAAAAUCACUAAACAUUGUAAAAAAGAAGCAAACAGAAGAAGAAAAGGAAGCAAAAUCUACCUCAAAACCAAAAUCAAAUCCUGAACUACCAAGAACAUUGGAAAAUCACUACAAGUUUAGAAAAUAUUCAGAAAACAUGUAUGGUUUCUUCCCUAAACAUUUGGUCAAUAAGGUGAGAUUUGAUUCAGAGUUGGCACUUUCCUAUCUUACUCCUUUUAAUGAUGCCUUUGAAAUUGCCUCCCUCAUGAAUGAAAUGAUAAAACAGAAAACUGGUUUCUAUCCAAAUCACUUGGUUGAUGGAACUGGUGGCUUGGGAGGAAAUAUUAUUGGAUUUUUAAGAUAUUUCUGGUCCAAACGUCUCCACAGAAAAACAGUAACCAUGAUUGAACUAGAUGAAAGAAGAUGCAACGAUGCACGAUACAAUAUUAACUUGUUUGAAAAUGAGGAGAAAAAGUAUGAUAGAGACUGUGUCACUUGUAAUGUAAUUUCAGGUAAUUUUAUUGAUUGGUGGCAAAAGGAGAGAGGAAACUUGGGAGACAAGAUGCCUGAAACAUUUGUCUUUUUUGAUCCUCCUUGGGGAAAUCAAGAUUAUUCAUUGCACGAUUUUAUUGAUGACUUGUACAUGAUUCAAGAGAACCUCACACCAAUCAGUGUCAAGACAUUCUCCAAACAACUUUUACUCGAAGAUGGAGUUCAAUGUGUGGCAUUGAAGGUGCCUUACAAUUUUUCUGAAUCUGGAUUGCCAGAAGAAUUGGAAGUUGAGUAUAUUUUAAUGAAGAAGGUGAAAUAUAUCAUGCUUUUCAGGAAGACUAAACCAGAGUACUAG